Messenger RNA from Candida tropicalis MYA-3404, 2010 nucleotides. RefSeq names its product alpha-1,2-mannosyltransferase MNN2 (gene MNN21). The transcript has a single exon. Gene Ontology annotation, molecular function: alpha-1,2-mannosyltransferase activity. Gene Ontology annotation, biological process: mannan biosynthetic process. NCBI's taxonomy places the organism in Eukaryota, Fungi, Ascomycota, Pichiomycetes, Serinales, Debaryomycetaceae. The coding region runs from base 1 to 2010 and encodes 669 amino acids. The record is from RefSeq and is a predicted model, not a curated record. Gene Ontology annotation, cellular component: Golgi apparatus.
AUGUUUCAGAGACUCAUUUAUAGACUACGAUUAUUUCGUCGUCGAAACAAAUAUACUUUUGUUAAUUCAAUACUAUUACUGAUUGUUAUUCUUUAUUUAUUUUUUAUUUAUUUAGAUGAGCAUGUACCACAGGAUAAUUCAACGGUAAUUAAUGAAAAGGGAACUUAUCAUCAUUCAAUUUGGGAGAAUAUUUCAUUAUGGUUCUCAAAAACAAAGCCAUUCCAAGAUGGUAAUAUUAAUAACAACAAAGAUGAUGAUGAUGAUGGAUUGAUUGAUCAUAAUGAUAUUGAUGAUUUAUCCGCCUCAUCAGACCAAGAUCAUCAUUUGGAUACUGAUCUGAAAAAUUUUAAUGAAGAGGACAAACAACAGAAGGAGAAGGAAAAUAUACGAGCUAAAGCUCAAGAAGCUGAAAGAUUACAACGAAUAGAACAAUAUUCCAAAUUAAUCCAAUCACAAGAAGAGAAAUAUCAUAGAUUGCAUCCAUAUGAAGCAGGAAGAUUAAACUCAGGUUAUGAAUUUUUUGAUAGCAUUUUUAAGAUUUUCCAUGAAGGUAAUCCACAAGUUGUUGAUUUGAAUUCUUAUAUAUCAAAAGACAGAAUUUAUCACGCAAGAUAUGAUACAACCAUCAAGGAUAAAACAGUUUUCAGUGAGAAGUACUUAUCCAGUUUCUUGCAAUUGAAUCAAGCACAAAUAUCUGCCAUGAAGAAAUCACAUCAAUACGUUGUUGAUAAUUUACCUGAAAAGGCACCUGAAAAAUUGUAUAAGAAGAACGGGAUUGUGUUUGUUGCGGGUGGGAAUUUCAAUUGGUUGACAUUAUUAUCAAUUCGAUCAUUAAGAGCAGUUGGCUGUCAUUUACCUAUUGAAGUUUUUAUUCCAAAAAUUGAAGAAUAUGAACCAGAUUUCUGUGGCAGAAUGUUACCUGAAUUAGAUGCAAGAUGUAUUUAUAUGAAACAUAGAUUAUUUGACCCUGCGGAUGAUGAUAAUGCCCAAGAUGACAAAUAUGCCAAGAAAUUCGAAUUUAAAGGGUAUCAAUAUAAGGCGAUGGCCAUUUUACUUUCGAGUUUUGAAAAUGUCUUGUUGUUGGAUAGUGAUAAUAUCCCUGCACAUAACCCAGAAAGCUUGUUUGAAAGUGACCCAUUCAAAUCAUAUGGUUUAGUAGUCUGGCCAGAUUAUUGGAAACGUGCCACAUCUCCUUAUUAUUAUGAUAUUGCUGGACUUAAAAUAAGUGAGACUGAGUUUGGAAGCAUAUAUGAUGAAGUUGAAGGAACUUAUUCUAUUAAAGCAACAAGUGAUCCUAUCGAUUUAGAUGAGGUUCCAUUACAUCAAAGGUUAGGAAGUAUACCGGAUCCAACCAGUGAGUCAGGACAAUUGUUAAUCUCCAAGAAGACACAUCUUAAACCUUUGUUAUUAGCGUUAUAUUAUAAUUUGUAUGGACCAAGUCAUUAUUAUCCAUUGUUUUCACAAGGUUCAGAUGGUGAGGGUGAUAAAGAAACCUUUUUAGCUGCCACAGUUACUUUAGGUAAGAAGUAUUAUCAAGUUUCCAAAUUCCUUGUAUCAUUAGGUCAUUUCAAGACUGAAGGUGGGGAAUUUGAAGGUUGUGGUAUGGGACAACAUGAUCCUGUUGAUGAUUUAGAGUAUAUUAAACUUAAAAGGAAUUAUGCAAAAAUUCCUGAAGAUGAUCCUAAUGCAAGACAUAUUUUUGAACUUCAAAAUCCAAUUGUUGUCAAUGGUCCAAAGAUUUUAUUUGUUCAUGCAAAUUUCCCUAAAUUAAAUCCUUGGAAAUUAAAACAAGAUAAAGAAAUUUUCAGUAAAUCAGGUGAAAGACUAAGGUUAUAUGGACCUGGGAUGAUUAAAAGAAUAGGAUAUGAUUUUGAAUGGUUUCAAUGGGAAGGUAUGAAAUUAUUAUUAUGUGUAUAUGAUGUUAAAUUGGAAGCUUUCAAAGAUAUAGAUAGAAUGGAAUUGUGUGAUGAAAUUUUAGCACAAUUGAAAUUUUUAGAAAAAUCUAAAUAG